Messenger RNA from Papaver somniferum (opium poppy), 522 nucleotides. RefSeq names its product putative syntaxin-24. Gene Ontology annotation, biological process: defense response to other organism. Lineage: Eukaryota; Viridiplantae; Streptophyta; Magnoliopsida; Ranunculales; Papaveraceae. Bases 1 to 522 code for a protein of 173 amino acids. The transcript has a single exon. The record is from RefSeq and is a predicted model, not a curated record.
AUGAAGUUUCAUGUCAUUGAUGCUUCAUUAACAGAGUUUUACUUAACAAAUGAUGAUAUACUUCAUUACAAUCUCGCAAUUAACAUCUCUGUCAGAAACAGUAACAAAAUUGAGCGUAUUUCCUAUGAUAAUUUUCGCUCUGAAAUUUAUAGUUAUGGUGAGUAUUUGGGUUCCGUCUCUUUGCCGUCUUUCUGGCAAAACACUAAGAAUACAACAUUACUUCAUCCUGUAUUUCAGGGUCAAACGUUGGUCAAAUUACGGGGUUCUCGUCUUAGGGAUUUCAACUAUGAUCAAAGGGAUGGAAAUUAUAGCAUUUCUGUGUAUCUCUACGUUGAAACCGAAUUAAAGCAUGCUGGUGGUGGGAAGAGUGGCUUUAACGGUAUGGAAGUUGAAUGUGGAUUGUUCAGACUUCAUUUGCUAGGUUCUUCUUCCUCUUCUUCAAGUAAUCAAACAGGAAUUGGUAGCUUAUUUAAAACCAAGAGGUGCAAAGUAUAUUACGAUAACGAUGACAGUUACUAUUAA